CGUUUAUUUUUGUGGCGUGAGAAUAGCAUGUAGCCGCAGUGGCUUUCCGUUAAAAGUUCUUUAAAGUUAGCCUUCUAGACGAACCACACAGAGGGUGAACCUUAAGACGUGUGCAAAAGGGUUUCAAACACCGCUAAUCUUGGAAGCGUAACCUCACUGUUUCUCUCAAAGAGAGGAUAAUCGGUUGGAUUACACAUAGGAGGUGAGCUACAAAGAUGGAUCCAGCCUUGCUUCGGGAGAGGGAACUGUUCAAAAAGAGGGCUCUCAGCAACCCCACAGUUGAGAAAAGGUCAGCCCAUUCCGAAUCCAGUUCUUCCAAGAAGAAGAGAGCCAAGCUAGAAAAGGAGGCCUCAUCAUCAGGCUCCAAAAACAACACAGACUCCAACAAUGGCUCGUUUAACCUGAAGGCACUCUCUGGCAGCUCUGGCUAUAAGUUUGGUGUUCUUGCCAAAAUAGUCAACUACAUGAAGACUAGGCACCAGAAAGGUGACACACACCACCUUACUCUAGAGGAGAUUCUAGAUGAGUGCAAACUUCUGGACGUUGGCAUGAAGCAGAAACAGUGGCUGAUGAGCGAGGCCCUUGCCAACAACCCAAAGAUAGACGCGGUGGAUGGGAAGUACGGCUUCAAGCCCAAGUACAAUCUGAAGGAUAAGAAGGCUCUGCUGCGGCUACUGGACAAGCAUGACCAACUGGGCAUGGGUGGUAUAUUGCUGGAUGACAUCGAGGAGGGUCUGCCCAACUCGGCCAAGGCCAUCAAAGCUUUGGGUGAUCAGAUCAUAUUUGUGACAAGGCCAGACAAGAAGAAAAUCCUUUUCUACAAUGACAAACAAUGCCAGUUCACUAUGGACGAAGAGUUCCAGAAGUUGUGGAGGGCCAUUCCGGUGGAUUCCUUGGAUGAGGAGAAAAUUGAGGACUACCUGAAGAAGCAGGGCAUCACAUCGAUGCAGGAGACCGGACCAAAGAAAAUGGCACCAGUACAGAAGAGGAAGAAGGCCAGCCAGAAAGGCAAACGGUUCAAGACCCACAAUCACCAUCUGGCUGGAGUCUUGGAGGACUACUCCGAGGGUGUGCCCAACAAGAAGUGAUGCAUCGUGCACCACCACUACAUAGGACACACACACACACACACACACACACACACACACACACACACACACACACACACACACACACAGAGUCAAGGCAAAAACAAACAAGUGGACAUCAAAAGACAUUCCCAUUUCCUUUGAGUCAACCCAAGUGAUUCAUAUAAAUAUAGUAAUAACGGAGUUGUAAAUAUUUGUAUUAUUUUGUUUGUUUUGAGACAGCUUAAGUUCAGCUAUGAACAAAAAUAGUAAGCUUAACUGUCCAUUUUAUUUCACUCAGUCAUUAUUUUAAUUGUGUGAUGUUGGUGGUUUAUAUCCAGAAUGUCCCUUGCCCAUUCAUAAAUCUAGGUUUUGCAGCUAAAGAUGUAAAUGACGUUUAUAUCUGGUAAUUAAAAAUAGCACAUUCACAGGGAGAGGAUCUACCUAUUCUUUUAUGAAAACUUUUAUUUUCCAGGCCAUGAUGGAACACUCGGCACUUAACUUGAUAACAGUGUAAAUUCAUAGCAAAUAUGACAUUUCUGAAUGAGCAGCAUACUCUCCGGAAAUAAACCACUACAAACACACACUGGACAGGUGCCUAUACUACAAUGCUGGUUCAGGAUAAGUUCAGAGGUAAAUCAUCUAAUAGAAGAGCCUGGAGUCCUUACUUUCUAAAGAAAAGCUCUUUUAUUAGAUUAUUUACCUUGCAACAUAACCUUAACUUAUCCUGAACCCACUUUGUAGUAUAGACCCCUGGACAGUUAAAAGUUAUUAUUUCCUGACAGCAGUGUAUUGCUGUCUAGACCUGCGAUUAUCAUUUAUCCAUAACUUAGGUAGAGGGGUUGAUGAGAAGUGUUACGUUGGAGCAGGGUUUGAGGGAGAGAUGGGGUUAACCAGGGGUGCAUUUCUGGAAACCAAAGUUCCUAACUACAUUAGCUACUUUGUUGUUUGCAAUGCAUUUUCCCAUUGGCAACUACCCAAGUUGCUAACUGGCUAACAACUACGCUUUCGAGAAACAAACCCCUGCUUGUUUAUGGUUUCUGGAUCAUUGAACUAAAAUGUUCUUAUAGUUUAUCCUUUACAUUGUUAUAAUAUUCUUACAGUUCAGGGUUCUGGACAGCAUAGACCCUCUGUUGCAUUCAAUCCAAGGAACUGUCACCAGAAAGUAAUCUCAACAGUCUCCCUGUCAUGAGGGCCUUGUGUGGGUUUUAUGUUGUCAAUGGGUGAUGAGAGGGUCGUACAAGUUUUACAAUCUGCUGCAAGUCCUUUCCAGUUUCUCACGAUUUGUGCCAGCCUGAAACUCCUGAAUUCCACAGACUUUGCUGUGCUGUGUUGACUAUUGGUUUAUCCGCUUUCUUGGAAUAUUAAUUUCUCUCAAUAAAAACUUCCUGUGACUUAAUUUUCACGAGC
Molecule: messenger RNA, 2477 nt
Organism: Engraulis encrasicolus (European anchovy)
Lineage: Eukaryota; Metazoa; Chordata; Actinopteri; Clupeiformes; Engraulidae
Product: general transcription factor IIE subunit 2-like
Exons: 1
Coding region: 216-1088 (290 amino acids)
Biological process (GO): transcription initiation at RNA polymerase II promoter
Cellular component (GO): transcription factor TFIIE complex
Molecular function (GO): TFIIH-class transcription factor complex binding
Source: RefSeq, a predicted model, not a curated record